AUGGCUGACCAAGAAGAAGGAGAGAGGUUGGUACAAGACAGAGAUAUAAACACUCCUGGUAAUCAAAAUGAAGACACCACCAAUGUUCGGGACAGAGAAUCUGAGGAUCAGCUUCCAAUCCAACCUGAAGAAGAGUACGAGUGUCCAGGCUGCCAGUCACUGGGCGUCCUGACAUUGCCCUGUGGCCACAAACUGUGUCCCUCGUGCAUAGAGCUGAGUCAGGGAGAGCUGGGCCUGGCUGGCUGCACGAUCUGCUACAGAUCACAGCUGAUGGACUCGGUCCUCCACACUUUGCUGGAAGCCCUGUUUCAUGAUCUGCCUAGGAGACACGGAGUCGUGCCUGGAGCUGCAGAAGAGAGUGUCAAGAGAUCAGAGGAUGGAUAUAACGUGAUAGAGAAGGAAGAGCUGUGUGGUCAGCACAGAGAAGCGCUCACUGUGUUUUGUCUGCAAGAGGAGAAGCUGCUCUGCCAGCAGUGUCAGACAGAGGGGCAUGACGAGCACGAGUGCUGCUCUAUUGAGGAGGCUGUUCACAACUGUAAGAGAGAGUUGCGAUCUGCUAUCAGAAGCCUCCAGGUGCAGCUGGACAGUUUAACAUCCAUCAGACAAACCUGGAAGGAUACUGCCACUCAUAUCGAGAGUCAAUCAGUACAAACAGCCCAGAUUUUGAGGGAUGAGUUUGAUAAGAUGCACCAGUACCUCCAUGAUGAAGAGGCUACUCUGAUGUCACAGCUGAACCACGAAGAAGAGGAAAAGAGUCAUAGGAUGAAAGAAAAGAUUGACAGGAUCAACGAUGACAUACAAGUGUUGACCGAAAGUAUGAGAGAGACAGAAGACGCCAUGGGCUUGGACAACAUCCUCUUUCUUAAGAAUUAUAAGAAGAGCUCUGAAAGGGCUCGGUGCAGUGUAGAGGAGCCGGACGAAGAAUCAGAAGCUCUGCUUGAUGUGGCAAAGCACCAGGGCUGUGUGCAGCACCGUGUCUGGGACAAGAUGCUUAAGAUCAUCCAGUACUUUCCAGUGACCAUGGACCCUAACACAGGCUCGGUGUGUUUAAGUGUAUCUCCUGACCUUUCCAGUGUGUUUGUGUGUGAGGAGCAGCCUCUUCCAGACAAUCCAGAGAGAUUUGUGGGCCCAAAGAGCAUCCUGGGCUCAGAAGUCUUCAGCUCAGGGAGGCACAACUGGGAGGUGGAGGUGGGAGAUAACAGCCACUGGGCACUGGGCUUGGCCAGAGACACAGUCCAAAGAAAAGUCUGGUCCAACUCUGAUCUAAACCCCAGUCCUAUCUUCGACUCAGACCCAGACCCAGGUCGCGGCCUGUGGACUGUGUCCCUCUCCUCUGGGGAGUACUUGGCCUCCCCCGGCCCCAGCACCCCACUCAAGCUGAGAAGAAGGCCACGCAGAAUCAGGGUUCAGCUUGACUGGGAGAGAGGGUCUCUCACUUUCUCUGAUGCCAACGACAACACCCUGAUCUAUCGUUUUAAAAAGCAGUGGAGUGGAAAUCUGAAACCCUACUUUUCCACUACAUGUUCUAACAAUCCACUGAAAAUCACAGCAGGGAGGAUGAAUGUUACCUUAGAAUAG
Limanda limanda (common dab) is the source of this 1578-nucleotide messenger RNA. Its product is annotated as E3 ubiquitin-protein ligase TRIM35. Bases 1 to 1578 code for a protein of 525 amino acids. The transcript has 6 exons. NCBI's taxonomy places the organism in Eukaryota, Metazoa, Chordata, Actinopteri, Pleuronectiformes, Pleuronectidae. Gene Ontology annotation, molecular function: protein binding; zinc ion binding. The record is from RefSeq and is a predicted model, not a curated record.